This is a messenger RNA of Python bivittatus (Burmese python), 2412 nucleotides long. The record is from RefSeq and is a predicted model, not a curated record. NCBI's taxonomy places the organism in Eukaryota, Metazoa, Chordata, Lepidosauria, Squamata, Pythonidae.
AACACCUGCAGGCCUCCAACAUCACCUCUUGUGCAAUAUGGUCCAACCGUGGCUCAUUUUUUCUGCUGCUUCUGCCUUCUGCUGUUUAUAAAAAUUAGAUCUGAUAAGUAGCGGUUGGCAUACAAAAGCUGCUGCAUUUUCCACAAAAAGGGAUAAACAAAGAUGUGGGACCAAAUAGGACAGGUUUGCUCUGAGGAAUUGCAGGGAAACAGCCAAAAUUUCAAACAGAAUUGUGGUGACAGAAGAAAACGCAAUAACUACACCAACACGCUUAAAGAAUUGGCUCAGAUGUUGCCCAUACCAUUGCGGACUAGUUGUAAGAGGUUGACAAAGAAAGAAAUCCUACUCCGGGUCCUUCGCUACAUUGAACAUCUGCAGGCAAGCAUUGAUACAGCCAGAUCACUACUACAAGUUCGUGGCGGGGAGCAAAAAGUUGGAUCUCAGCGGGUGGUGAUAUCUGCCCUGAAGAGAGAGCACAGAGAAGUCACGCCACGGGCAAAAAUUCCCAAGCCCCUGGGUGUCUACAAGAAACCCAGAAAGAGGAGACGGACACGCAAAUCAGACCGGCGAGGUGUGAGCAAGAAAGUGUGCAAGUGCCUUGCUCUGGAGACAGGAAAGGACUUUGCCCACACUGUCCCACCCCCAGAGGAGGAGGACCUGCCUGAUGUGGGAGACGUGUCUUCUAUUCUUUCAUCCUUCCAGAAGCAAUCAACUUCCUUUCCCAAUUUCAAAGUUCCAUUACCAGAGUCUAACCAGCCUGCAAACACUAAACAUCUGGAUAUCACCAAAGCUGGAGUCCCAUUUGAUCCUGCAGGUUGGAAUUUUGAUGGUAGCCAGGAAUAUAAGGAUGACAAUGUGUUUUCUAUGUGUGUAGCACAAAUGGCUUACAAUAAGCUGCAUCGAUGUAACGAGGGGCCUGGACACACAUUGGUGAGGCAGGAGCUAGUGCAUUAUCAUUCCUCUUGUGAAGAAGAAGAGGAAGAAGGCCCCAAAGCCAAUCCUUGGCUCUCCAUCCAGUCCCCUUUGGGAUUCUCCAGUAGUAAUAUGCAGCUGCGUUCCCCUGGGAUUGGAACCCAAAGCAACAGUUGUUCUGAUUUGGGGCUGAGCCCUUCGCUUUUCUCCUCUCCUGCUCGGCUCCUCCCCACACACAUUCUCCAAGGUGUUCAGGAGGAACUUUCUCCAGUAUUAUUCGAAGAUGUGUAUUUGUCUCCUCAGUCCAGCAGUUUUUCUCAGACCCCUUCUGGAACACUCCUGAGAAAGUCAGCAUUCACACUGGAUCACUGUUACCUUUCCUACAGUGAAGCAGGUAAAAUCGAUUCCAGCCCCGUGUCAAGAGUGAAUGAAAUAGAAUCCUCAUGGAGCGAACAAUUCCAAGAGGAGGCUCCUCUCAUCAGAUCAGAAUGUCCUGUAUCCUCCAGUGAUGAGAACAGUGACAGCACCUGGACACCAUGCAAGAGGGCAAAGUCAUCGCAGGGACCCUCUCAGAAGAAGAAGAAAGUGGGUAGGAGACAGAGGCGCCGACCAGUGGCCUGUGAGAAACGCAGCAGCUCAUCUCCUCUACAGCUAAAGAAGAAAUGUGUGAAUGGCUUUAUCAUGUUUUGUCGCUUGAACCGCAAGCACUUCAUCCGCACUUGCCCAGGCAUGGCCUCCACUGCAGCUACAAGGGAACUGGCCCAGCUGUGGCGUAUGAUGACAAAGCAAGAGCGGAAGCCGUAUUGCAUGAAAGCUCGGAGAUUCAGCCGCCUCAACAAUCGAAUUGUGAGGGAUGACUUCUCCAGUGGUGAUGAGGAGCCAGAGCCGCCCAAACCCUUCCACCUGCUGCUUGCUGAGAAAUCCAUUCCUGGUACCCAGGCGUUUGGCGACUGCUCUUUAUUAGGCUGUAUUCCAUGACUCUUCACCACAGUGAUGGUAAUGCAUAUCUAUCCAGUAGGGUCAGGACCCCUCUCUCUGGUGAUGCUGUCUGAACAUCCCAACCAAUGGGCCUGUGCCUACUACAUGUCUAGCAACGUACCAAGCAAUAGGAGUUUUACUGGUCUCAUUAACAGGGGGAAUGUAGGGCUGUAGAGAAGCAAUAAGGGAGGAGGCCAUUCACCCUCUGUUUCCCCCCAAUGCAUCAGUUGUCCCCAUCUGUUUUCCUUUUUUAGUGCUUGUAUAGUAUCCUACCACCAGUGUUUCAUCUGUCGCCAUGCUUUUGAUUUUCUAAGUUGCUCCCUGAGCAGAAUGAAAACCUAGGUGGAUGUGUUUCUACAAGACUCCCAGGUGUUCUAGUAACUAUUAUGUAUGCUGUUCUAUCCUGCCUGUGGCCCACAGUUAAUCCCUAGUAGUCUUGAACAGAGCAGUAUGGACUGCAGGAAGAAAGCAAUGAAAGGAAAGGGAAUCCACAGCUCUAGGUGAUGGGACCAUGCUGGUCUA